Molecule: messenger RNA, 3419 nt
Organism: Suillus bovinus
Lineage: Eukaryota; Fungi; Basidiomycota; Agaricomycetes; Boletales; Suillaceae
Exons: 9
Coding region: 284-3079 (931 amino acids)
Molecular function (GO): protein binding
Source: RefSeq, a predicted model, not a curated record
CUUAGCUUUCAUUUCUCGAAGUUACAGUAAUGGCUCACACCACCAAAAAUCGUGUUAACAUAAUCAAUACUGCCAGUGACGGGCCCGGCUGCGGGGAUCUACUCUGAAAUAUCCUCAUUCCUUGACAAGCCAGGUACCAAGAAAAUUCAAUGUCGCUUGAAACGUCUUCAAUCUUUAGAAUGGCCCUCCGCCUUUGGAGCCAGCAAGCAUGAAUGUUCAAUACUCCAACAGGACUGUUUAACUACAAAUUAGCCUUCAUUCUUACCACGCGAUCUGACCAUGCAUGAUGCAGAUCUUAGUCAUGGACACGACAGCCCGCGAUGCGUGCAUAACCGGGGACUUGCCUACUGCUGACAGGCUGCUCACCCAGGAUAUCAAUGCUGAUAGUACCGACUACAACUCUUACGCGAAUCGCUCGUUUGUUAUGGCGAGAAAAGCCGACUGGGACCGUGCACUUGAUGAUGCACUAAAAAGCAUCAGUAUUCAGGCAUCUUUGAUGGGUUAUAUCUCUAAGGGCGUCGCCCACUGUGGAAAACGACAGUUUCAAGAUGCGAUGAAAGCAUUUGACCUUGCAUUCAUGUACGUCGAUGCAGACUUAGAUAAAACUCGUCUUCUGCUCUUGAUUAAGGCCAUCGCCCUUUUCAAUGCAGGUCAACAUGAUGAGGCAAUUUUGCGCGUCCAAGAGCUAGCUAUCACUCGUCCCAAUGCCAAUUCUUUUGCCUGUGGUAUUGUGGAAGCUUAUUUACACGUCCAAGUAGGAAUGAAUGCAUUAGACGACGCGCGUCACAACGAAGCGAUUGGUCACUUCACUGCUGCUGUUAACACUAUCGGUGUCUCGUCUAUGUCGGACAUCCAUUUUAAAUAUGAUAUCUUCGUGGUGUUAUUCGGGUGGGACCUCAAGUCCUUGUGGCGAGCUGUACACCAGAGUUGGUGCCAUGCGUUCGUUCGGGCAGGUAGACUUCCAGAAGCCAUCAAAGCAUACCGAUACAUGACGGAUAGGGCCGAUGAGGCUACAAAAGCAUGCUGUCUUGAUUGGUCCACUGUUUUCAAGCAAGAUUGCAGCGUGCUCUAUGGUGCUGCUGCUGGAGUGACUGACCUCGCUGCGGGCGGAGAUGAUGCUCUCGCUGCGGGUCAUUACGAUAGGGCUAUUGAGCUUUACUCUGCGGUAAUCGAUCUUGAUUUUGCAACCGAUGCCAUCUUUGCGAACCGCAGCAAGGCGAGGUCUGGAAAACUGCUAUGGGACAUGGCACUCCUCGACGCGGAAAAAGUAAUUGAACUCGACCCCUCAUCUUACUUUGGAUAUCAGUUGAAGCAUGCAAUACUUCAUGACGCACACCGAUAUGAUGAAGCCAUCGAUGUGUUCAAAAUCAUGCUCUCGAAGUUGGACAAUGCUCUCGACACAGAAACAACAAGCUUGCGCCAACAGUAUGCUAGUCCAUCCGAAGCAGAAGGUGCUAUUCAAGAGACGAUCAAGGCUCAACUCGACGACGCCCCGCAUCGUCUGCUCGACACCUCCACCGGGCGCUUGUGCAAUCGUGAGGCACAGAUCAAGGCCUUCAGAAUGAGCACAGAGUGCAAAGAACUUUUGUCAUCCACAAUGAAGCAUGCAAACUUUCGAAUGGAGCGCAUCCAAGACACGGUGGCGAUGUACUUCCGUUAUGUCAUGCUAUCGCAUAGGUGGGAAGGAACAGAGCCGUCACUGCAUAACAUUCAGGGCAAGGUGUUAUACGACUUGGAUCCAUUUGGCGGCAUCGCCAAGUUGCAGUCAUUUUGUGAAACUACUCGUGACAAAGGGUAUCGCUGGGGAUGGAUUGAUACGUGUUGCAUCGACCAGACCAACAACGUCGAACUUCAACAAUCAGUCAAUUCCAUGUUUACCUGGUACCGCCACUCAGCACUUACCAUCAUCUACCUGUCGGAUGUUCCACCUUCGUCGAAGUCUGGCGCACUCGCAAAUAGCGUUUGGAGCACGCGGGGAUGGACAGUUCAAGAAUUCCUAGCCCCAAAACACGUCCUAUUCUAUCAGAAGGAUUGGUCCCUAUAUCUUGACGAUCGCUCUCCCAAUCACAAAGAUUCUCCUACAAUUAUGCAGGAGAUGGGAGAAGCGACGGGAAUAGAUGCACAAGCCCUCGUCGCAUUCUGUCCUGGGAUGAGAGAUGCCCGGGAGAAACUCCAAUGGGUGUCAGCGCGUGUCACCACGUGGCAGGAAGAUAUUGCAUGCUCAUUGUUUGGUAUCUUCGGUGUCAACAUGCCUGUCAUCUAUGGGGAGAAGAAGCAAAAGGCGCUUGGGAGGCUCUUGCAGGAGAUCAUAGCUCAGUCGGGUGACAUCAGUGCCCUGAACUGGGUGGGCCAAUCAUCUGAAUUCAAUAGCUGUCUGCCGGCCGAUAUUAUUUCAUAUAAAGCUCCACCAUAUACCCUGCCACCUCUGUCCGAAGAUGACAUUCAAAUGUCGAUCUCCUCGCUCCGACAUGUUAUGGCUGUGGAUUCAGCAUUAAAAAUUUACACCCUGCUCGACGACCUGAACGCGCCUCGUUUCGCAAACUGCAGACUGCAUCUGCCUUGCAUCGCAUUUCGUGUCACAGUAGUCAAACGGAGUCCCGCUGAAGACCAGGAGAUAUAUGAAGUCAAGGCCGAUGGGCUUCAUGACCUGCUGAUCACCACGAAGGGCAAGCUGAAUCAGUUCUCAUCACUACGACCCACCAUGCAGUCAUUUCUGCUUGUUCGUCCGUGGAAUCGUUAUCUCCUCGAGUUUCAUGACAUCGCGGGGUCGUCUGGCUUGGUAGAGCUGCCUGACGUUGCUGACGGUACGCAGAGCGAAGAAGUUUGGUGGUCUGCACCCGCAUCUCCAUUACAGAAUUCGCCUGGGGGGUUCCCUGAAUCACAGCAGUCGGUUGUCUCGGAACUGAGCGAUCGAGCUCUGCGAUUGAUUGUUCACCUUGAACAACCCUUUAGCGCGUUUUUGCUGGCGCAUCAGCGCGGCGCAGAAUACAAAAGAAUCGCGUCAGAUCAUGAUAUUAUUGCACGAGUCAAAGACCUUUCUUGUAUCAUGGACGUGGUCAAGACGCUAGAGAUAUUGUAACAGUAUGCAUGUGGGGUGUUUUUUACAUUAAUAAUCGAAGAGUAUGAACAUGACAUAUGAGACGAGCAAUACCCGCGGAAUGUCUUCGAAGGUGAUCUACAAAUAAUAACACAAACCUUCCAUCUUCUCUGGCCAUAGGCUGCCCUGGAUGAAUGAGGAACGCAAUCUUCAUAACGAAUCCGAGUCAAGUCAUCGUCAGCAUGUGAGCCCUAGACCCAGUGCCAAGCGAGAAAAUGAACUGGAAAUACUCCGGGCAAGACGAUCAUCGAAAAUAAGCGGCCGAUCGCGUUCACGUUCUCGCGUGGAUCUAUGUGCGAACGUCCGCGAGUAGUCGCCUGCG